AAAAAAUGCAUCAUCAGGUCAACUCUAAACUCUCAGCUGGUCUCUUUCUCAUUCUGUCUCAGCAGCUGAUACAAAACCAGAGCUCUCAUCUGCUUCAUGUUUCUGUCCUCAGGUUCCCAACAUGCCUCGGGGUUGGAGGUUGAGGUGUAUGAGGGGGUAGAGUCUGUCCUGCUGCCCUGUGAGGUACCGGGUAUUCCCAGUGACACCACAGCAGCAGUGUGGGACUGCAAGGACCUCAACAUCCAAACAGUCCAUGUGCGUCUACGGAGCGGUGACAGAUUUGAAGAUCAGAACAUUCAUUACGCCAACCGAACAUCAAUGAGAGCUGACGCUCUGCAGACUGGAAACCUCAGCCUCACUCUGAGGAACCCCACAGUCUCUGAUAGUGGAACCUACACCUGCAUCACCCGAAUCUUUGGACGAGAUGAUAAACAGAUCUAUGUACAACUGAAGGUCACAGAACGUCCUCCUCCUCCUCCUGUCUGGCCCAAGGUUCUACCAGCUGUCCUGGUUCCUGUGGUUCUCUUGGCUGCUGCCUUUGGUGUCUUCAUGUAUCCCAGAUAUAAAAUGAUGAAGAUGAGAAAAGAUUACCCUUUGGAGAUGGUGGAGGUGACAGAGGUGGAGGAGUCGGUCCUGCUGCUGUUUAAAAUCAAUGAAGAAGAUGAUCUUCCUCAGGAUGUCAAAGUGGAGUGGAAACACCAAAACAUGAUGGUCCAUGUGUAUCAGAACAAUGAACACCUGCAUCUCUUACAGGACCAGGAUUACAGAGACCGCACAGAGAUGAAUGAAGAUCCUCUGAGAAAUAAAGACUUCAGUCUGAAACUGAAAGACCCCCAACUUAGUGACCAUGGUGGCUACACCUGCACCAUCUACAACAAGGGUGGAUACAUCCUGCUACACAAAGUAGUCUCAUUAAAUGUCACAGGCAGAGAUGGUGGAGGUGACAGAUGGGGAGGAGUCGGUCCUGCUGCCGUUUAA
Messenger RNA from Oreochromis niloticus (Nile tilapia), 978 nucleotides. RefSeq lists its product as uncharacterized. Gene Ontology annotation, biological process: immune response; cellular response to lipopolysaccharide; positive regulation of T cell proliferation. Gene Ontology annotation, cellular component: external side of plasma membrane. The transcript has 4 exons. Bases 97 to 978 code for a protein of 293 amino acids. Lineage: Eukaryota; Metazoa; Chordata; Actinopteri; Cichliformes; Cichlidae. The record is from RefSeq and is a predicted model, not a curated record.